CUCUUCUACAGAUAUUGCAUUAACAAGGUAUGUUCAAUUGCAGUUUUAAAUCUCUUCAAUUGGACUGCCUAUCUUUAUAAAUCUUGAAAUGAGAAAGGAUUGGUGUUUAAAUAUUCAAUUUUAAAUGAUGACAACUGGAUAUUAUACAGAAAAAUUAAUACUGUCUGUUCAGGUUUUUCCAUUGAGUGGACUACACGACAGCGGUGCCGUGUUCUAUAGUAAAUUUGUGGAGACGUGCAAUGGUUACAUCGUACAAUCUCUCUGUCUGUCUAGCGAACAGAAAAUGUGACAUUGAUCUCCUAGGACACCUAUAAGAUUUCUAAACCCGAUAACAGAAUCAUACUUAUAGGCUGGAAAAUUGGAUGUUUAUUUUUUUUUUUAAAGUGGACAAUAAAUGAGGACUAACUAUCCUGGAAAGCAAGUAAACAUUAAACAAUUUUUGGACCAAAUACCUUAAUAUUGGAUAUGCUAACUUCUAAUUUUAGAAGAUUAAAUACAGAAUUUGACCAAACACUCUGAAUGGCACAGAACCAGACAAAGAGAGGCAAAAACUCCAAGUCAAGUCCCAGUGACAAGGAGAUUGCCAGCAAAGGAGAGGCUACAAAGAGUGAAAAUGAUCAGGAUCCACACCCAACAGAUUCCAGCAGGAAAGUCACAGAGAAGGGGAAAACUUCUGAGAAUUCAACAAAGAAAUCAUUGGAACAAUCUAGAACAUCCCUAGAUUUAACCAAGAAACAUUCGGACCAGGCCAAAAAUCAAGGAGAAACAGCCAAGGGCACAAAACCAAAAACAAGCUCAACCAAAAAAGUUUUAAAAAUAGAGAGGAAUCAUAGUGAAGCCAAAAAGAUUCUGUGUCAAAUGAACAGUCAGCUCACAGAACUUCUACUGGGCCGGCCUAGUUUAACAGAGAGUCCGACAGACUUAACGCGAAGGUCACUGAGUGCUAUACAGACCUUGACCAAGGACAUUGGGUCUGUUCUCGACACGUCAAGUAAGAAAUCGAGUUUUCUUGAGGACAUAGGACAUCUCUUGCAGGAAAUUUCUCAAAUCAAGCAAAUGCUACAUAAAUGUGAGUCUAAUUUAAGAAGUGAAAAAGAACUAGUGAAGUUCCACACCAACAGAGCCAGAACAUUUCAGAACGAAAUUGAGAAACUGAAGGUGGAGAAAAAGCAAGUAGCUGACAAAAAUAAGGAAUUGGAAGAUACAAUAAUGGAGUUGGAAAGUAAAUUCAUGCAAACAAGGUUAAGUCAUCAAAAUGCCAUAAAAAUACAUACUGAAAAGCAGGCAGGUCUGCAGGACAAGGUCAAUAAAUAUGAAUUCUCAUUAUCGUCAUUGGAGGAAAAGAAUUCAGAGCUUACCACGGACAAUCAGAGUCUGAAAGACAAAAUUCUGGAGUUAGAACAAAGAAAUAAAGCCCUAGAAAAGAAGUGUCAGGGGUACCAUAAAGACAUCGAGAAAGUUAAUCAUAAAAACAAACACCUGGAAAACAAAAACAGGAAACUCCAGACCGAAGCCGAUAUGAUGAACGUUCGAAACAUAGAAUUAAAAAAUAAGAACAAAUCAAUUGUAAAAGAAUCAAAUCAUUCUGAGGAGAAAAUCAAAGACUUGGAAGAAAAAGUCCAUAAUUUAUCAUCUGAACUAGAAACUUGUUACACUGAAAAUGAUGGGCUUAGGGAUCAAAUUCAUCACCUAAAAUUAAAGCUUUCUGAAUAUGAAGAUGAGUCUGAUGUGUUAAUAGAGGAUUACACUCAGGUAUUGAAGGAGAGAGGUGAAAUAUACAGGAGGCGAUUGUCUGGAUCGUUUACUCCAUCAGCAUUACACAAACUGCGGAGGGAUGAUAGUGAACACUCCCUGAUCAGUUGUGCCAACAGUGGACUAAGUUCUACCCUAGAGAGUCAGGGUAGAGUCUCGGCCGCCGCUAGGCCACGCUCAGAACUCUCUGAUGUCAGCUUCGCAAACAGUUCCCACUCAGAUGAAGUGCCGAGGUGAAAUAGGAAGUGAUGAUAAGUAGACUUCUUAAGGACUGAUAUAAAAUCAAGCAGACCAUCAAUGUAUUGAAUUUCAACAAGUUGUGACACCUGGAUGUAAUGAUUUUGAUCUCGAUUACAAAGUCUGUAUUUACUUACUGCCACAAAUACUCAAGUGUUAAAAUUCAAUAAAACUGUUGAUAAUAGAUGUCCAAAUAUUGCUUGUCAAAUCUUUUUUCAAAUAAAUAAUGCAAUGUAAGAUAAUCACCCCUCUUAAAGUAUUUCCGUGAUGACGUAUGUUUUACUUUACUUGUAAAGAAAUCUAGAAGUUGCAUCUAUUUAAAGAAUUACUUUAUCAUGGAGGUCAACAGAUCAACAGCAUAGGGGAAGCAAAAUAUGUGGUCCACUUAUUGCCAAAGCUAGUUUCUAUAUCAUAAUCUUGGCCUGAAAAGGCAUAUCAAAUUCUUUUAAAUGAUCAUACAAUUGAUAUUAUACUUGAAAAAAAAAAAUUAUUGGUUUCUGUACAAAACAAGAAUUGCCAAUGUAUGUAUAAGUACUGCAAUCAGCAACGGACUGCAAGGUGGUGUACCUAUGGCAACAGUAAACAACUGUAAAGAAAUUUUAUUUCAGGAAUCGUCAAAUUUUGUUUGCUUGAGCCCACAAACCCUCUUCACACAAGUGUGCACAUUUUCUAAACAUUCAAUUUACUUUAUCAUAAACAACAUGACCAUGUUAAUACCUCUUAAUUCAAUGAUGAAAUAUUCAAUCA
This is a messenger RNA of Saccostrea cuccullata (small rock oyster), 2736 nucleotides long. RefSeq names its product golgin subfamily A member 6-like protein 22. The record is from RefSeq and is a predicted model, not a curated record. NCBI's taxonomy places the organism in Eukaryota, Metazoa, Mollusca, Bivalvia, Ostreida, Ostreidae. The coding region runs from base 520 to 1989 and encodes 489 amino acids. The transcript has 2 exons.